This is a messenger RNA of Physcomitrium patens, 2355 nucleotides long. RefSeq lists its product as uncharacterized. Lineage: Eukaryota; Viridiplantae; Streptophyta; Bryopsida; Funariales; Funariaceae. Gene Ontology annotation, biological process: iron-sulfur cluster assembly. The record is from RefSeq and is a predicted model, not a curated record.
UUUCAGAAUCUCUCUCUCUUACUCCAAUCGUCUUUUUCCUUGUUCCAGUCACGCACCUGGCCGUUUUUGUAGAUUUCUGGUUAUCUCUCUCUCACGCAACGUCUGUGUCGAGCACGUUCCGAGGCUGGAAAUUCUGUGAGGAUUUGUGUGUGAGGUUUUGAAUUAGGCCGUGUGUGUUUUUUGAGUGGUUUUCUUGGGAUAGAGAGUUGGAGGGUGUGGGAGGAGGGAGGAUAUGGCGAUGGUGGUGGACAUAGGGGUGGUUGCAACCCCUGCCGCCGCCGUUGUGUGCAAGUGCAAGCAUGGUGGUGCCUCGUUGCCGACUUCGAGCUCAGCGUGUGUGGUGGGUAUGGGAGGAGGGCAUGCGUUGCCCGUUUGUCGUGGGCUGAGGAGGUUGAGCGUGGCGGCCAAGCGGCCUGAACCUGUUGGAUUUCAGGCUCGGUCGAGUCGUUCCGUUGGAAUUGUAGCUGAGGUUCAAGAGGCUGCUAGUCCAGUAUUUGAGUCACCUGUGAAGGGCUCAAGUGACGACACCAUCCAGCAGUUCCUGAAGAGGGACUACAAGUAUGGAUUUGUAAGUGACAUCGAGUCGGUGUCGAUUCCCAAGGGUUUGUCAGAGAACACCGUGAGGCUGAUCUCAGCGAAGAAAAAUGAGCCCGAGUGGAUGUUGAAUUUCCGGUUGAAUGCGUUCAAGCAAUGGCAGAAGAUGAAGGAGCCUACAUGGUCCGACAACAAGUAUCCUCAGAUCGAUUUCCAAGACGUCUGCUAUUACACAGAGCCGAAGAAAAAGGAAACGAAACAGAGCCUUGACGAGGUGGAUCCCGACCUUCUUGAAACUUUCGCCAAGCUAGGCAUUCCGUUGAGUGAGCAAAAGCGUCUUGCGAAUGUGGCCGUGGAUGCCGUUUUCGACAGUGUUUCAAUUGCUACCACUCACAGGAAAACCCUCAUGGCUGCAGGAGUAAUUUUUUGCUCCAUCUCGGAAGCUAUUCGGGAAUAUCCAGACCUCGUAAAGAAACACCUUGGCAAAGUGGUACCUGUGGCAGACAACUAUUAUGCAGCUUUGAAUUCUGCAGUGUUUAGUGACGGCUCUUUCUGCUACGUCCCCAAGGACACAGUCUCUCCAAUGGAAAUUUCUACAUAUUUUAGAAUCAACGCAAUGGAAACAGGACAAUUUGAGAGGACGCUCAUUGUCUGCGACGAGAAUGCAUAUGUUAGUUACCUGGAGGGGUGUACUGCUCCCGCUUACGACAAGAAUCAGCUACACGCCGCAGUGGUGGAGCUAUAUUGUGCUUCUGGUGCAGAAAUUAAGUAUUCUACCGUGCAGAAUUGGUACGCUGGUGACUCGGAGGGCAAGGGAGGGAUUUAUAAUUUCGUCACUAAGCGAGGGUUGUGCGAUGGAGCAAAAUCCAAAAUUUCAUGGACACAGGUUGAAACAGGAUCAGCAAUCACCUGGAAAUACCCUAGUGUUGUGUUGAAGGGAGAUGGUUCAAUUGGGGAAUUCUACUCAGUUGCUCUGACCAAUAAUAAGCAACAGGCUGAUACUGGUACCAAAAUGAUACAUGUUGGGAAGAACACUCGGAGUCGGAUUGUGUCAAAGGGUAUCUCCGCAGGGAACUCAGUCAAUUGCUACAGAGGCCUUGUUCAGGUUCAACCUUCAGCUCAUAACGCGAGAAAUUUCUCACAAUGUGACUCAAUGCUUAUUGGAGAUCAAGCUGGAGCUAAUACCUAUCCUUACAUUACGUUUGCGCUAUCUGUUCCGUAAGGUGAAAGACCCAUCUGCUCGAGUUGAACACGAAGCAAGUACAUCAAAGAUUGGUGAAGAUCAGCUCUUUUAUUUUCAGCAACGAGGCAUUGACGCAGAGAAGGCUGUUGCUGCUAUUAUUGGAGGGUUCUGCAGGGAAGUCUUUAAGGAGCUUCCUCUGGAGUUUGCUGCUGAGGUCAAUCAAUUGAUGAGCUUGAAGCUGGAGGGAAGCGUUGGCUAAUUUAUUUGUACCCAAGGUGUCGUUUCAAGAGAUGUAGACGACGCUUGUUGUCAAAUGCUUAUGUCCUAGUUGGAGAAUGCUUCGGUCCUGCUUAUCAAGAUGUCUCCUGCUUUGUUUAAAACCAAGGUUCGAGUUCAUGUAUUUUAACAUGUCUAGAUUUAGAUGUUACCAAUGUCGGAAGUGAGGGAAACUGAUUGCGAAGAGGGAAUAGAUAUUUACAAUUCAUGCAGCUGCGCAUUGUAUAAAUUCAACUUUUCACAUAUGCCUCAGCUGUGAGGCACUGGCACAGAGAUUGUAUUGCCUUCUUUUAGUGGUGGCUGUGAUAUGUCUCAGCUUUGUUGUAUAGAUCUUGUGGAUUGCAAUAACUGAGUUUCGCUUA